Messenger RNA from Propithecus coquereli (Coquerel's sifaka), 1113 nucleotides. Its product is annotated as TANK-binding kinase 1-binding protein 1-like. NCBI's taxonomy places the organism in Eukaryota, Metazoa, Chordata, Mammalia, Primates, Indriidae. The transcript has 2 exons. The record is from RefSeq and is a predicted model, not a curated record. The coding region runs from base 302 to 757 and encodes 151 amino acids.
AGAGAGAGAGAGAGAGAGAACGGAGAGGAGGGAGGCAGGGAGGGAGACCAAACCCCCGCUUUACUGCGUUGAAAGCCUCUGAAUUUCAAGCAGAAAGUAGAAGGAGCCCCAUACGGCAAUGAGCGUCUUUCCUUGGGCUGCGUGUGCACAGCGUAGACAAUGAAAGUCUCCAUCCCCCUCCCCCAUUCCCGCUAGGCUAGAGAUUCUUGUUUUCGUUCCUUCUCCACGGUGGAAGACGUGUUCAAUCAAAUAUAUAGAGAUGUGUUGAUUUUUAAACAAACAAACAAACAAACGGGCCGAGAUGCGGAUUACCCAAAGGCGCGCCGGCUGGGCGCGUUCUGGGGUCUCUGCAUUAAGACCGGCUCUCCGCGCUCUCUCCCUUCCUCGGACGCUGGAGCAGGAGCGGGCCUUUCCCUUGGGCAGACGGCGCCGUAGGGGACGCCGUGAAAAGAGCCGCUGCGCCCGCUGCCUCCAGCCCGCUGCGCAGAGGGCUCCGCCCGUAGAGGUCAACUCCCCUCGUCCCUUCCUCUCUCCUGCUCGCCCUCCCUCCGCCCGGCCCAGGCGCUGCCAGCCUCCCGACUCUUGCCGCAGUCUGAGAAGUGCGCGUCCGCCGCGCUGCCCUGAACUGAACCCCGAACCGGGCCCAGACCCGAGGUCGGCGCUCCCAGGCAGUGAGGAAGCCUUAGCGAGCAGCCUUUUCUCUCUGCAGCAAAACUAUAGCCAGACCAGAUGGGCCGCCCAGCUCUCUCGGGACUAGGCAGGUGCGGUUGAGUUAAUUUUUCCGCAUUACAAAGAAAGAUGACCCAGGCCGCCCUUGGACUCUCAUCUAUUCCCAAAAUCUCGCAACCAAAACCGCGGUAACGUAAUCAGAGGACACAGAGAACAGGCAUAUCUAUGUGUGUCUCUUACUAGCACACACGCGUGCUUAUUUUCCCUUCUGUAUGCUAGAUUUCAUCCCCGACAGCAAGAAAUGAUUGGCAAAGGUUUCUGCAGCAGAACACGCAAUGGCGCGGUCCUUAAAAACCUGCCAUUCCUUACAAGUGCCUUAGUAGGGAUUCGGGGCGAACCAACUGGGUUAAUUGCCUCCAGUAAAAUAACACGAUUACAAAAUUA